This is a messenger RNA of Phycodurus eques (leafy seadragon), 1715 nucleotides long. RefSeq lists its product as uncharacterized. Gene Ontology annotation, biological process: protein transport; endosome to lysosome transport; protein modification process. The transcript is spliced from 6 exons. Gene Ontology annotation, molecular function: ubiquitin binding. Bases 53 to 631 code for a protein of 192 amino acids. Lineage: Eukaryota; Metazoa; Chordata; Actinopteri; Syngnathiformes; Syngnathidae. Gene Ontology annotation, cellular component: ESCRT I complex. The record is from RefSeq and is a predicted model, not a curated record.
UCCUGAAAGACGAGGCAAUACCAAUUUUUGGUUUUACAUACACACAACAAUCAUGACAUCCUGCAAAAGUGCCAUAAAGAAAAUGCUGCCAAAGACAUAUCUUCGUAAGCAUGUGUCCCAUGAAAUACACACUGCGUUGAUCCACUUCAAAGACCUUGUUCCAAUGGUGGAUAAAUACAUUUACAAUGAUGGGACCACCAAGGUCUUGAUGAGUCUCACAGGAACGAUACCCAUCAUUUUUCAAGAUAUGAGUUACAACAUCCCCAUAUGUGUGUGGCUUGAGGAGAGCUACCCUCAGUCGGCCCCCAUCUGCUACGUCAGGCCCAUGCGGGACAUGAUGAUAUUGCGCGGAAACUAUGUCUCUGGCAAUGGUGACGUCCUGCUGCCAUACUUGCAGGAGUGGAAGCAGGGGAAGUGUGACCUGGUGAGCCUCCUGCAGGUGAUGGUUUCCAUGUUUGGAGACGUCCCUCCCAUCUGUAUGCAGCCUCAUACCCAGCCUGCGCAAGCAUCCUGUUCGCUGCAGUUCCACAAGCAAUCACGUGUGCUUUCCAGGCCAGACGGCAGUUUGUAUUUGUCUUUAUCAACAGAAGAUGACCGACUUGUCCCUCAAGGAAAUGAAACAAGCUGUUAAUAGAUUUCAAUAUUGAUUUGUAGCUUGUAAAACGUAUCUUGUGCGCACAACAGUAUCACGUGGUCAUGAAUGGUUGUUGUAUUGGAAUUCGAUUUAGCCAAGUAACAUUUUAAAAAUAAUUUGCACUGCAAAUGUCAGUAUGCUCUGAGAUGUAUUUAUAUAUAUAUAUAUACACACACACACACACACACACACACAUAGUGGGGCAAAAAAAGUAUUUAGUCGGCCACCAAUUGUGCAAGUUCUCCCACUACCUCACCUAUGAGAGACAAAAUGAGGGAAAAAAAAAUCACUGUCUGAUUUUUGAAGAAUUUAUUCGCAAAUUAUGGUGGAAAAUAAGUAUUUGGUCAACAACAAAAGCUCAUCUCAAUACUUUGUGAUAUACCCUUUGCUGGCAAUGACAAAGGUCAAACGUUAUCUGCAAGUCUUCAAGGUUUUCACACACUGUUGCUGGUAUUUUGGCCCAUUCCUCCAUGCAGAUCUUCUCUAAAGCAGUGAUGUUUUGUGGCUGUUGCUGGGCAACACUAGACUUUCAACUCCCUCCAAAGAUUUUCUAUGGGGUUGAGAUCUGGAGACUGGCUAGGCCACUCCAGGACCUUGAAAUGCAAUGAAGCCACUCCUUCAUUGCCCCGGCGGUGUGUUUGGUAUCAUUGUCAUGCUGAAAGACCCAGCCACGUUUCAUCUUCAAUGCCCUUGCUGAUGGAAGAAGGUUUUCACUCAAAAUCUCAUGAUACAUGGCCCCAUUCAUUCAUUCAUUCCUUUACACGGAUCAGUCGUCCUGGUCCCUUUGCACAAAAACAGCCCCAAAGCAUGAUGUUUCAACCCCCAUGCUUCACAGUAGGUAGGGUGUUCUUUGGAUGCAACUCGGCAUUCUUUCACCUCCAAAGAUGACAAGUUGAGUUUUUACCAAAAAGUUAUAUUUUGGUUUCAUCUGACCAUAUGGCAUUCUCCCAAUCCUCUUCUGGAUCAUCCAAAUGCUCUCCAGCAAACCUCAGACAGGCCUGGACAUGUACUGGCUAAAGCAGGGGGACACGUCUGGCACUGCAGGAUUUGUAAUGUGUUACUGAUGGUAGCCUUUGUUACU